Spizellomyces punctatus DAOM BR117 is the source of this 6083-nucleotide messenger RNA. RefSeq lists its product as uncharacterized. Gene Ontology annotation, biological process: rRNA processing. Gene Ontology annotation, cellular component: nucleus; small-subunit processome; nucleolus. Lineage: Eukaryota; Fungi; Chytridiomycota; Chytridiomycetes; Spizellomycetales; Spizellomycetaceae. The transcript has 7 exons. Gene Ontology annotation, molecular function: protein binding; RNA binding. The record is from RefSeq and is a predicted model, not a curated record. Bases 1 to 5997 code for a protein of 1998 amino acids.
AUGGCACCGGUCAAAUCAGCCUCAGACACCAAGAAGCGAAAGACGAGCAGCACCCCGCAAAAGCAAACACCAGCGACACCAGCGGCGGCUAGUUCCUCCGGUAAGAAAAAGAAGUUGGAACAGCGGGCACCUGCCGAGAAUCAUGUAGGAGACCAGAAGGCUCCAAAGGACAGUCAUGGCGAAGUUGCUGCCACGGAAGAAUAUUUUCCGCGAGGGGGAGCUUCUGCUCUUACACCUCUAGAAUAUCGUGAUGUCACCGAUCAAGCGAGAAAGGAUAUUCUAUUUGAGCAAACCGAAACGGAGGAAAAGCCAAAGCAGAAAAAGAAGAGACGAAGAGCCGAGGAUGAAUCCAACAAUGGCGAAUUGGGAUCCAAAAAGUCGCGGACGGACGAUACCUCCUUCGCCGAAACUCUGUCAUUCAAGCGCCUUGACGUCGGAAUGAGCUUAUUGGGCUGUGUCAAGGAGAUCAACGAGCUGGAUUUAGCAGUGUCGCUCCCAGGGCAACUCACCGGUUAUGUUUCUAUAACUGAGAUCUCUGACGCAAUAACCGCUCAGCUUCAGAAGGCUGUCGGCGAUGACGAAGAGAGUGGAGAUGAUGAGUCACCCCUUCCCGAGCUUAAGGACUUGUUCUCGAUCGGGCAAGUUGUUUCCUGUGUAGUCACAGAUCUCGAGCAUGAUACAGGGGCCGGGGAAGAGGGAGCAGAUAAAGCAUCGGGAAAAAGACGUGUGGCUCUAUCGUUGAAACCGGAAGCGGUGAAUGCAAACCUAUCUACAGGAGAUCUUGUAGAGGGGUUCAUGCUACCAGCUACAAUCACGAGUGAGGAGGACCAUGGAUACAUUUUAUCAUUUGGCAUUGGGGGGAUUUCCGGGUUUCUUCUUCGAAAGAACGCAAAUACCUACAUAUCUGAAAGGAACGGAGGACGGCCGUUGAAAGUAGGGCAGCUGGUGUACGGUGGAGUUUUAAAGAUUGAUGAUACGCGUCGAGUAGUUUCCGUCACUUUGGAUUCUGCCGGCCUAACGAAAUCCGUGAUCCCAGCGAGUCACGCCGCCGGGUUCGAUACGCUGAAGGCUGGCGCUCUUGUCAAUACAAAAAUCAAGGCGGUUUUGGGCAAUGGCUUACUGCUCACUUUCUUGGGCGUCCUUGAGGGGACAGUCAACAUGGCUCACGCGGGAUUUGUCGUCAGAAAUCCAGAGGAAGACCUGAACGCGCACUACAAAGCGGGCCAGAAAGUCCGGGCGCGAAUACUUUACAUCAGCGCCAGUAGGAAAAAGAUAGCAUUGACUCUUGCACCCCAUCUCCUUGACAGCGUUCCUUAUCAAUUUCCUCCGCAAUCCGUUAUCGACGUCGGCAGUAUCGUCGAGGACUUGACCAUCGCACGUAUCGAUGCAAAAGUGGGUGUGUUAGUAGAGCACCCUACAUAUGGGCUCGGAUAUACACACAUAUCUCGCCUGUCAGACAGCCCAAUCGACAAAAUAGAAAAGAAAUUCAAGCUUGGUUCUAAGCAUCGCGGAAGGGUUCUUGGAUUUGAUUAUUGCGAUGGAUUACUGCAACUCACCUUCCAGAAAAGCAUUUUGGAGCAACGUUUCAUGCGGCAUUCAGAUAUCAAACCUGGUAUGACAGUGAAGGGCCAAGUGGUCAAGCUGACUCCGGCGGGCAUGAUCGUGGCGCUGUCGAGCACAAUCAAUGGCCUUUGCCCCAAGAAUCACCUCUCCGACAUCAACCUCAGCAAUCCAGAGAAGAUGUUCAAGAUAGGGGCGCCCAUAAAGUGUCAAGUCUUGUCAGUCGACGUCAAGGAGAAGCGCGUCAUUUUGACACACAAGAAGACUUUGAUGAGCUCCAAUCUACCUCGAAUCUUGUCAUAUGCUGAUGCGAAAGUCGGGGACCUCGUCCAUGGUGUCAUCAGCAGCGUGAAAACCUUUGGAUGUAUUGUAUCCUUCUACAAUGGAGUGCGGGCGCUGGCCCCAUUGCCUGAGCUCAGCGAAAAGUUCGUGGAAGACCCGUCGAAAUUGUUUACAGUCGGACAAGUUGUGAAAUGUCGUGUCAUUUCGGUGGAUGUUGAAGAUGAGAAAAUGCGUGUAAGCAUCAAGCUGCUUGGCAAAGGUCCACAAGGAUCUCUCAGUUUAGAUGCCGUCAAUAUUGGGGAUACUGUCAGUGGGAAGAUCAUCAGUGUACUCCCAGAUGGUGUCUUAAUUGAGCUUAAGCCUUCACUUGUUCGGGGUUACUUGACCAAGGCGCACCUCACAGAUCACCCCGUGACUGCGGACAAGCUGUUCAAAACAUUACGUGAAGGAGAUUCACUAUCUAACUUGGUAGUCCUUGGAAAGGAUACCAAGAAGGGCCAUGUAGUCGUCUCCAUGAAAGGUCUGCUAGUUGAUGAAAUUGGCCGCCACAACAGCGUUCCUACUUUUGAAGAUUACAAGGAAGGAAUGGUCGUCCCUGGAUACGUCAAAAACAUAACAGAAAAGGCGUGUUUCGUUGGGUUACUGGGUGAUUUAGUCGGCAUGGCGAAGCUUCAUAACAUCUCUGAUCGAUUCGUGGCAAAUCCUUCUGAUUUCCUGAAAGUCGGUCAAACUGUCCUUGUCGCAAUAACGAAUGUGGAUGUCGAGAGCCGUCGCGUCGAAGUCAGCCUCAAACAUUCGCACUGUGCAAAAUCGGAUGCUUCAAAGGUCUUUGAGACCGCACUACUACGAUCCUUGUUCCGAGAGCAAGAUCUCCUGCAAUUUGGAAAGACCGCGAAAGACACUUCCAAGAGUAUCCGUGAUUGGGCUGGUCGCUUCCGUCUUGGCGGAAAAGUGGUGGGCACCGUGAAAAAGCAGAUGCCCUACGGUGUUAUUGUAGAUCUCAAGGACGGAGUGUCGGGACUGAUUACGAACACCCCGAAGGGAACGAUAUUGAAUGUUGGUACUAGCGUCAACGGAAAGAUUGUAGAUGUCAAUGCAGAGCGGCGUAUUGUGGAUCUCAUCGUCGCGUCUGAAGAUGACACCAACACGGACAAGGAGAAUAUUGAUGCGGCUACGUCCAAAAAGGUCAAGGCUGCAUUUGACAAAGGAACCAUAGUGGACGCGGUCGUUCAGAUUGUCAAGGAGGACUAUGGAAUCUUGACUCUGCCGGCUAUCCACAAUGCCGUUGCUUUCGCCCUUGCCAAGAAUCUGAAUUCUCCUGGAACACCAUUUACCAAGUUCAGAGUCGGGCAGCAACUUAAGGUUACGAUUACAGCUUUACCUGAAGCUCAGCCAGACAGCAAAAUGGAUGGAUUUCUCAAGCAAAAGUUCCUAGUUGUGCCGAUACCGGAGAACGAUCAGCCAAAGGAUCUUCUCGAUGCACAGCGGACGGUGAAAAAUUCUGUUGACCCUAAUUUCCGCAGGCUUGACGACUACACCCUUGGCGCACGAGUCAAAGGGAAGAUCACUUCAAUAAAGGACACCCAGGUUAACAUUUCUCUUGGUGCCAACUUAAAAGGCAGAAUACAUGGCACGCAAGUAAGCGAUAACCUUGCCGACAUUGCGGACCCCAAGCACCCUCUGCGACACUUCAAAGUUGGUGAAAUCAUUGAUUGCAAAGUCAUCGGUUUCCAUGACGUCAAGACGCAUCGGACCCUCCCCUUCAGUCACCGUAAGCCUGUUUCUCAGACGGCCGUUGAGCUGACUGUGAAGCCAUCUGAUAUGGCAGUACCUGACUUUGAGCUCACGGAUGCCUCAAAGGCUCCAUCGACCCUCGACAACGUUACGGUUGGAACUGAAUAUAUUGGUAUUGUGCAAAGUGUCGAUGAUGAUGCUCUUUGGAUCCACAUCAGCCCAUCAUUGCUCGGCCGAGCUCAUUUGUUAACACAUCCGGAUCCCAGUGUUCUACGGAAACCUCAAAAGCAUUUCCCGCCUGGGACUGCAGUGCGUUGUUGGGUCCAGAAGAAGAAUGCGGAGAAAAGUACUCUUGACCUUUCCUUGUGUGAACCUACUCCCGAGUCUCUCAUCACUUUGGACACUGUGAAAGUCGGUCAACUGCUCCAUGGCCGUAUUACACUUUUGCAACCAGGACAGGGGUUGACAAUACAGGUGUCUUCGUCGCUAUAUGGACGAGUCCAUCUGACCGACCUCAGCGAUACGUACCAAAAAGAGCCACUUGCAGGUUUCCAACCCGGAAGGAUUGUUCAAUGUUGCGUGAUUGGUGUGACCCGAGAAAAGAAUCAGCUUGACUUGUCUUUGCGGGAGUCGCGUCUGAAGAAUGUGGCCGAGGAUGUCUCUGAUCCAGAGGUCAAAGAUAUCGCCCACAUCAAGAAUGAUACAGUGGUCAGCGGAUAUGUGCGGAGUGUCGGGUCUGGGGGACUGUUCGUCGCUCUCAAUCGCCAUUUGGCUGCCAGAGUAAAAAUUAGCGAGCUCUCUGACGCGUUCAUCAAAGACUGGCAGUCGGCUUUCAAGGUAGGGCAGCUCGUCCGAGGAAGGAUCGUCGCUGUCAACCCUGCGGUAAACCGUAUCGAAAUGUCUAUGAAGCAGAGUGUUGUGGAUCCCGACGCCAAUCCGCAGAUGUACACCUGGAGUAAUAUUGAGCAGGGUCAAAAAGUGAAGGGGACUGUAAAGAAGAUUGCUGAAUACGGUGUCUUUAUUCAACUCGCUCACAGUUCCCUCAGUGGCCUAUGCCACAAGUCAGAAUUGUCUGAUAAUCCGGUGAAUAUGAUUGAGAAACUCUACUCUGUGGGAGAUCCUGUGAAGGCUGUUGUACUCAAAGUCGACCUGGAGAAGAAAAAAUUGUCUCUCGGUUUAAAAGCGUCUUACUUUGAUGAGAUGGACACGGACGACAAUGAGCCGGCUGAUGCAAUGGACGUUGACAACGUCGUUGGGGAGGAUGAAGAUGCUAACGCAAUGGACGUGGACGAUGAGCAUGUCGAUAGCGAGGAGGACGAAGAAGCUGAGGAUGAUGAGGAAGAUGAAGCCGACGGGGCAUAUUCAGGAUAUGAUGAUGAAGAGAGUGAUGACGAUGAUAAUGAAGACGGUACUGCUCCCUUGGACAUUGGUGGAUUCGACUGGGAUGGAGCAGAAGCUUCUGCAGGAGAGGAAGAGCCAGAGUCCGAAAGUGAUGCUGAGGACGCGGAAGAAAAAGCCGCGAAAAAGAAAUCUCGCCGUGCGAAACAGCGUGCGAAGCGCGAAGAAGAAGAACGCAUUGCAGAAAAGGAACAAUCCUUGCUUGAGGGUGACAAGCCACCGGAAUUAGCGGAAGACUUUGAGCGUUUGUUACUUGGAUCUCCCAACAGCUCGUUCCUGUGGAUCAAGUUCAUGGCUUUCCAGCUCCAACUAGCCGAAAUUGAGAAAGCACGGGAAGUAGCUGAGCGAGCAUUGAAGACGAUCAGUUUCCGAGAGGAACAGGAGAAAAUGAACGUUUGGGUGGCACUUAUGAAUCUGGAGAACACGUACGGCACUCAGGAGAGUUUGUUGAAAGUUUUUGAGCGGGCGGUAGCGAUGAAUAAUCCAAAGGCAGUGUACAUUCAUCUCGUUCGGAUUUAUGAACGUACCGAAAAGUGGGAUCUUGCAAAUCAGUUGCACCAGGUUAUGACAAAGAAGUUCAACACGAGCUCAAAGAUCUGGACGUCAUACGGUCUUUAUCAACUUAGACGAGGCAAAGUGGAAGACGCCCGCCGAAUUCUUCAGCGAAGCUUACAGAGUCUUCCUAAGCGAAAACAUGUGAAAACGAUCUGCAAGUUUGCUCAAAUGGAAUUCAAGUACGGCGAGCCCGAACGUGGACGAACGAUAUUUGAAGGCAUCAUGAGCAAUUAUCCCAAACGGAUCGAUUUAUGGUCUAUAUAUUUGGACAUGGAAAUGCGCAACGGAGAUGCUGCUAUCAUAAGACGACUCUUCGAGCGUGUGAUCAACCUCAAGGUUUCCUCAAAGAAGAUGAAGUUUUUCUUUAAAAAGUACCUCGAGUAUGAAAAGAAGCAUGGUACUCCAGAAUCUGUGGAGCAUGUCAAGCAGGCCGCUGUUGCUUAUGUAGAGCGUUUACAGAGUGAAUAGUGUUUAUUACUUAUAGUACUAGCUAGCAAACAUGUAAAUAGAAAUUAUAUCACCCUUCAUUUACCUUCAUUUACCACAAUUUCAAU